Molecule: messenger RNA, 1173 nt
Organism: Anthostomella pinea
Lineage: Eukaryota; Fungi; Ascomycota; Sordariomycetes; Xylariales; Xylariaceae
Source: the annotation of a GenBank genome assembly
AUGGAGAGCAGCGAGAAACAAGUAUCAACCCGGCUAUCCCAGCCAAACCGUAGCUCCAGUCCCUCCAAUACUGCCCACAGCCCCAACACCACCAACGACAACAACGAAGAUCCCACCCAAACCCAGACACCCACCCCACCCCCUGAACCGACCUUCCACCACUUCCCCGACCUGCCCCCAGAACUGCGCCGACUAAUCUACGAGCCGGCCCUCCAAGACUCUGACUUCGCCAACACCAUCCGCACCCUCACCCUCACCACAUACAUACCCCAGCCCCCCUCUUCCUCUUCCUCCUCCUCCUCCUCCUCCUCCUCUCCGCAGCACGAGACCCUCACAGUCCUAACCCACGCCCAAACCUUCCCGCACGCCCUCUUCCACACCAGCCGCGAGGCGCGCGCCGAGGCGCAGGCCGCAUGCGUGUUCCUCCCCACGCGCCUCGUGACCGACGUCGGCGCCAACAUAAUCAACAUCAACCAGGGGCAGCGGCAGCGGCCGCUCGCCUCCUCGGCCGUCGGCGAGCGGCCUUUUCACCGGGAGACGACGUUCUUCCUCGACGAGCGCGCUGCGAUUCGGCUGUUUGACCUACUACACCACAACGCGCUCCCCGCCAACGCAGUCGCAUGGCUGCGCAACAUAAUGCUAGACCGCCGGACGUUCCAGCACCUCCUAAGCGGGUACCACGCGUUCGCGCGCCACGGCGAGCGACCCGGCGCGCCGUUCCAUCUUUUACCCAACCUACAACGGCUCGUGGUCGGCUUCGUGUACCGGUUCCAGGACGUGGCGAUGGUGGAGGGACCAUACCAAGACGUAAUAACAGAAGCGCGGGUCGUGCGGGUCGAGGACCCAAAUCCAGAUCGGGAUCGGCGGGAAGAGGAAAAUAGGGAGGAUGGGGAUGGGGUGGAGGAGCAGGAAGACUUGGCUGUAAUCUGCGAUCGGCCGCUGAAUCCGGGGCUCGAGGAGAUGAUCAGGAGCACGUUCAGGCAGGCGGCGCAGAUGAUGGCUGAAGCUGCUGCGCCUGCGGUCCGGCUUCACCCUAUGCUUCGGGGCCAGUCUCAUGUGGAGGCGCUGCGGGAUGCCAGCAUCGAGGUCGUAUGGGGCGUCGUUGAGAGCGGCACGACUAGACGUCCGGAUAUCUUUGAGUGGUUUCUGGGACCGGACGCUGUUGAGUUUUGA